This is a messenger RNA of Fusarium keratoplasticum, 1083 nucleotides long. Its product is annotated as PKS-ER domain-containing protein. Lineage: Eukaryota; Fungi; Ascomycota; Sordariomycetes; Hypocreales; Nectriaceae. Gene Ontology annotation, molecular function: oxidoreductase activity; zinc ion binding. The coding region runs from base 1 to 1083 and encodes 360 amino acids. The record is from RefSeq and is a predicted model, not a curated record. The transcript has 4 exons.
AUGGACCAAGCUGGCCCCCUUCCACUUACUUGCAAAGCAGGGGUCGUGAUAAAGCAUGGACCCGACUUCAAAGUAGAAAUCCAAGACGUGCCUGUUCCCGAGCCUGGCCCGGACGAGAUCCUGAUCCGACUCAAUGCUACUGGUAUAUGUUACAGCGAUAUACACUACAUGCUGGAGGAUUUGCCACUGCCAAGAAUGAGAGACUACGGAGUUCGGUCCCCAGGGCACGAGGGCGCGGGUGUCGUUGUCAAGGUGGGCGUACUUGUUAAGAACUGGAAGCUCGGUGAUCGUGCUGGGGUGAAGCCAACUUGGAAUACGUGCAUGUCUUGCCAGCUCUGCUGGUCGGGGCUCGAAUGCCACUGUGCUGAGGCUGUCCCUACUGGCCUCAAGGUUCCAGGAACUUACCAGCAGUAUAUCUUGAGCCCAGCUAGAUAUACUUCUAGAAUCCCGGACGGGGUAGACGACUUCUCGGCUGGCCCUAUCAUGUGCAGCGGAUCAACCAUGUAUCGGUCUCUUGUUGAGUCUCAACUUAGGCCUGGACAUUGGGCCGCAUUCCUUGGGGCUGGUGGAGGUGUAGGCCACAUGGGCGUACAACUUGCCAAGGCAAUGGGCCUUCGGGUAAUCGGUAUCGACGCUGGCGAAAAGAAACGCAAAAUGUGCAUGGAUCUUGGCUGUGAAGAGUUUGUUGAUUUUUCUGAUGCGAAGGACGUCCCUGAGGAGAUCAAGCGCAUCACCUUUGGCAAAGGGGUUGAUGGGGUGUUUGUUACGGCAUCGUCGCCAACGUCGUAUGCCAUGGCUACCAAGAUGGCCUGCAUCGGCGGGAGGAUCAUGUGUGUUGGGAUGCCCCCUUCUGGGACUGCCUUUGCUGGUGAUGAUCCCAUGUUUCUGAUGCUCCGCAACCUCAAGGUCAUUGGAACACUUACUGGGUCCGUGAAGGACACUGAAGAUGCGCUGGAGUUUGCCGCACGGGGUUUGUUGAAACCCGUAUACGAGCUAUUUGGCAUUGAUAGCUUACCGGAGGCUGUUGACUUAUUGAGACAAGGCAAGGUUGCGGGCCGGUGUGUGAUUGACUUCAACGCCUAA